AUCGAUAACAACUCGCAUGCACUAAUCGACCAAACACGACUUUCACAUCGUUUGUUACUAAAGAGUUUUUAGCUGUGCUGCUGUGCAAAAAUAAUUUUCUGUGUUUCUAAAAGUGAAAGAAAGAAGUUAAUUAAUAAUAACAAAUGGGUGAUCAGCCUCCACAAAUGCCUAUGCCGCCCGGUGCCGGUCCCAUGCAAGGCGGUCCACCACCACCAUUGCUUGGCAUGCGGCCACCACCAGGUUUGUUGCCUGGACCACCGGCACCGCCAAUAUUUCCGCCCGGCCUUAAUAUGCCGCAUCAACAACUGCCGCCGCCGCAGCAAAUGCCACCACCACCACAACAAAUACCGCCACCAACUCAACAACAAUUGCAACCGCCGCCACAGCAGUUGCCACCGCCGCCAUUACAAAUGAAUCCGCAACAGUUGUCAAUGCAACCUAUGAACCCGCAACAGAUGCCGCCACCACCGCAUCAACAAAUCGCGCCACCACAACCAUGGACACAGGGACCACCACCAACACAACGUAUGGAGGUACCUAACAGUGAGCAAAUCGGGAGACCCAUGCCACUUAUGUCUAUGCAAGUUGAGAAACCUAUGGGUGGUAAUGGUAAUAAUACGUCGAGUAGUUCUACAGCAGCGGAUAGUGUGGGUGAAGUUGGCGAAAGCGGCGAAAAUGCCGAUGAUGACGAGAAAAAUAAGAAGCCAACCGAAGUGGUGCUGCCGAAAGCUUUGGAGGAUGUUUUAGCGUUAAAAGAUCAAAGGGCAGCAGAAUUUCAUGUGAAUGCGGAAGAUUUUACUUCGGAUGAAGCAAAUAGUGGUGGUGUUGGCAACGCUGGCAGUGGAGUUAUUGGUAAUGACUACGGCGAUGCCGGUGAUGACUCCGAUGAAGAAGGUGAAACGCAACUGAACGGUGGGCUAACCGGUAAAGGUGGUAAACAAAGUCGUGCUGAUAAAAAUAAGAAGAAGAAACGCAGAAAGAAGCAAAAUCGCAAACUUAGGCAGCAACGUGACCACGAGCGCACAAAUGACGCUGAAAAUGAUCAAACAACUGAAGUUGAAAGUAAAGCCGAUGAUGCAGAAGCUGAUGACGAUGCAAAGGUGGCAACGAAUGAAAAUAACUCGGAGGAUGAAAUAGAGGACAAAGAUAAAAAUAGAGAGAGCAAGAGCAAGAAGGACAAAAAGAGUAAGGAUAGGGAUAAGGAUAAAGAGCGACAGAAACAAAAGGAAAGCGCAGUUGAUAAGAAGGAUAAAUCGGAGGUUGUCGGUGAGGAUGAUGUGACCAUUGAAUACGUGCCCGAACGCAUAACAAUCGCCGAUUUAGCGCCAAUGUAUAGGCAAUUUUAUCGCGUUUUCGAGAUAUUUAAAUUGGAGAAUAAACCCAAGGUCGCCGAAAAGGACAAAACAAUUACGGAAAAUGAAGGCGCCGCUGUGCCCAAGAAGCCAGUCGAUAAGAUGCAAGAUGAUGAUGACGACGAUGACAAUGAGGAAACCAAAGAGGACAAGGAGAAAUUAUCUAAACGCAAACUGAAGAAACUCACACGCUUAAGCGUUGCUGAGCUAAAACAGUUGGUCUCACGUCCCGAUGUUGUUGAAAUGCACGAUGUCACUGCGCGUGAUCCCAAAUUACUUGUACAGCUGAAGGCUUAUCGCAACACUGUGCAGGUGCCACGUCACUGGUGUUUCAAGCGAAAAUAUCUGCAAGGCAAGCGUGGUAUUGAGAAGCCACCAUUCGAUUUGCCGGCCUUCAUCAAAAAGACUGGCAUUAUGGAAAUGCGUGAAUCGCUGCAGGAGAAGGACGAUGCCAAGUCAUUGAAGUCGAAAAUGCGCGAACGUGUGCGCCCCAAAAUGGGUAAAAUCGAUAUAGACUAUCAGAAAUUGCAUGAUGCCUUCUUCAAGUGGCAGACCAAACCACGCAUGACCAUACACGGUGAUCUAUACUAUGAGGGCAAAGAGUAUGAGACACGUUUGAAGGAGAAGAAACCGGGCGACUUAUCCGAAGAGUUGCGCAUAGCACUCGGUAUGCCAGUGGGUCCAAAUUCACAUAAAAUUCCACCACCAUGGCUUAUUGCACAACAACGUUAUGGACCGCCACCAUCAUAUCCUAGUUUGAAAAUACCCGGCUUGAAUGCGCCCAUACCUGAGGGUACAUCGUUCGGCUAUCAUGCCGGUGGUUGGGGUAAACCGCCUGUGGAUGAGAAUGGCAAACCAUUGUACGGCGAUGUAUUUGGCACAAAUAUUAUGGACUUGGAUAGUGGCAUUGACGAGGGCGAUAUUGAGCGCAAUCAAUGGGGUGAACUGGAGUCUGAGUCUGAGGAGUCAUCCGAGGAAGAGGAGGAGGAUGGUGAAGAUCUGGCUAACCAGCCAGACGAUAGCGGUCUCGUAACGCCAGCUGAAGGUUUGGUAACACCAUCGGGUCUAACAAGUGUACCCGCCGGCAUGGAGACGCCAGAAACGAUUGAAUUGCGUAAGAAGAAAAUCGAAGCCGAAAUGGAAGACAAUGACACACCCGUUUUGUAUCAAGUACUCCCCGAAAAGCGUACCGAUCGUGUUGGUGCUUCCAUGAUGGGCUCCACACACGUCUACGAUAUUAGUGGUGUCAAUAAACCGGCAGCACGUGCCGCUGUCACCGUUGAUCGUGAGGGUACCGUCGAAUUGGCUUUGGAUCCAUCCGAAUUGGACUUGGACAAUGAGGCGAUGGCACAACGUUAUGAACAACAAAUGCGCGAACAACAAAGUCAUUUGCAAAAGGAGGAUCUCUCCGAUAUGUUGGCCGAGCAUGUGGCACGUCAGAAGUCGAAGCGUAAGCGGCAGCAAGCCGACACAACAAGCAAAACCACGAAGAAGUAUAAAGAAUUUAAAUUUUGAAUUUUUAAUUGCAAACAUUUCAUUAAGCCAAUUAAUUUGAGCGUUUGUAUUUGGCGCAUAAAGCAUAGAAUAAACAACAGUUGCCACAAAUUAA
Messenger RNA from Zeugodacus cucurbitae (melon fly), 2961 nucleotides. RefSeq names its product splicing factor 3B subunit 2 (gene Sf3b2). The transcript is spliced from 5 exons. Lineage: Eukaryota; Metazoa; Arthropoda; Insecta; Diptera; Tephritidae. The coding region runs from base 144 to 2867 and encodes 907 amino acids. Gene Ontology annotation, cellular component: precatalytic spliceosome; U12-type spliceosomal complex; catalytic step 2 spliceosome. Gene Ontology annotation, biological process: mRNA splicing, via spliceosome. The record is from RefSeq and is a predicted model, not a curated record.